Messenger RNA from Aspergillus homomorphus CBS 101889, 1084 nucleotides. Its product is annotated as zinc-binding alcohol dehydrogenase family protein. The record is from RefSeq and is a predicted model, not a curated record. NCBI's taxonomy places the organism in Eukaryota, Fungi, Ascomycota, Eurotiomycetes, Eurotiales, Aspergillaceae. Gene Ontology annotation, molecular function: oxidoreductase activity, acting on NAD(P)H. The transcript has a single exon. Bases 32 to 1084 code for a protein of 350 amino acids.
CCACAACACCUCCACCUUUCCCAAAAACACAAUGUCCACUCAAAAUGCUGUCGUGGUCACCUCCCCCAAAGUGGCCGACCUGGUCACCGACCGGCCCAUUCCGACCCUUCGCGAUGACUGCAUCCUCGUGAAGACAGUCAGCGUGGCGCUGAACCCGACAGACUGGAAGCACGUUGCAUACCUGGCGCCGCCGGGCGUGUUGGUCGGCUGCGACUACGCCGGUAUCGUCGAAGCCGUCGGCAAGAACGCAGGGCAGCGGUUCCAGAAGGGCGAUCGGGUGUGCGGGUUCGUGCACGGGGCGAACGCGGUGCAGCCGGAAGACGGGGCGUUCGCGGAGUAUAUUGUGGCGAUCGCGGACCUGCAAAUCAAGAUCCCGUCGACGCUGAGCUUCCAGGAAGCGGCGACGCUGGGCGUGGGCAUCACGACGGUGGGGCAGUCGCUGUACCAGAGCCUGAAGAUGGCGCCGCCAACGGCGCCCCUGGCGCCGGGCGCGAGCGAGCCCAUCCUCAUCUACGGCGGCUCGACCGCUACCGGUGUCCUGGCCAUCCAGUACGCCAAGCUCUCCGGCUACGAGGUGCUGACCACCUGCUCGCCGCACAACUUCGACCUCGUCAAGCAGCUGGGCGCCGACGUCGUCUUCGACUACAAGGACCCCCAGUCCUCCGCCGCCAUUCGCAAGCACACCCAAAACAAGCUCCGGCUCGUCCUCGAUACCAUUUCCCUGGAACCUACCGCCAAAUUCUGCGAUGAGGCGCUUUCCACAGACGGCGGCGAGUACUCCUCCCUCCUCCCUGUCAAAAUCGAGCGCGCAAACGUCAAUGACCGCUUCACCCUCGGGUAUACCGCCUUUGGCGAGGACUUUAACUUCGGCAACACCCCCUUCCCUGCUAAGCCUGAGGAUCGCGAGUUCGCCGCCCGCUUCUGGGAGAUGUCGGCUAAGUUGUUGGAGGAGCGCAAGGUUAAGGUCCACCGACCCAAGGUUGGGCCCGCGGGAUUGAAGGGUGUCUUAGAGGGCUUGGAGCUCCUGAAGCAGGAGAAGGUCAGCGGUGAGAAGCUGGUUUAUAAUGUCGAGGAGACCCCUUAG